UCUCUGUCUGCUGUCUAUCUGUCCCUCCGUCUCCGUUACCUUCUUUCCUUCUUCCUGUUCACCGCUAAUUUCUUUGUCCCAUCUACGUCGGAAGGGGACCCCUUAGUCCGGGAUUAGUCCUAGCCCCGACAGGAUCAUAGAGGGUCUGAUCCAUCUCGGACUCAUUUUCCGAGGUCCGGAGUCUGAGCCGCGGCCGCCGAGACGUCCCUACGCACGGGAUCCACCGCCAGGCUAGCCCCGACAGACUGCGAAUCCUCGGCAGUCUGUCUGUGAUCAUCCGUGUGCCUGACCGUUUGUUUGUCCCUCCCCACCCCGUCGCCAAGUCCUCAUCCCCAUCUCGGCGCAGUGGAGCCUGGUGGGCCCCGGGAGACUGGCCCUUGACCCUUUUACGGGUUGGGGCCGGUGGAAACCGCGAGGUGCCGGAAGUGCGCGAGGUCCUGCAGCGGCAACUCCCGCGCCCCCGACUCUCGGCACCGAACGGCGUCCGCUGAGGGUUGAGGGGGGACCCGGGAGGCUGCAGGUGCCCAUUUCCUGUCGAGGGGCCGUGAGCACGUGUCGCUAGGGGAGGGAAGGAGCGGCGUCCGUUCCGCCGAGUCACGGCGGCGAGUCACGGUGGCUGACUCACCCGGAGCGCCCCUCCCUUCCUGGCUCGGAGCGUCCCGGGCCCGGACAACCUCGGGAGCGGGAGAUGCCGCCGGCGGCACCUCGGCCCGGAACUGGGGUCACUGGGUCACUAGGCCCGCAGCGCUGAGCCGGGGACACUGCUGUCCAGACUUGCCUGGGCUUGAACCCAGUUCUCCUCCGGAACACUGAGCCCCCAUCUCAACCCAUUCCUCACGUUUCUGGCUGAAAGUAUCAUGACAGAAGUUCCACCUCGUGCCAAGCAUCAACACUGUGAGUGGCAGCCAGGAGCUGCAGUGGAUGGUUCAGCCUCACUUCCUGGGACCCAGCAGCUACCCCAGGCCUCUGGCCUACCCCCAGUACAGUCCCCCACAGCCCCGGCCAGGAGUCAUACGGGCCCUGGGCCAAACUCCAGCAGUGCGUCGCCGGCCCUGUGAACAGAUCAGCCCCGAGGAGGAGGAACGCCGUCGAGUGAGGCGCGAGAGGAACAAGCUAGCCGCGGCCAAGUGCAGGAACCGGAGGAAAGAACUGACCGACUUCCUGCAGGCGGAGACCGACAAACUGGAGGACGAGAAAUCCGGGCUGCAGCGAGAGAUUGAGGAGCUGCAGAAACAGAAGGAGCGCCUGGAGCUGGUGCUGGAAGCCCACCGCCCCAUCUGCAAAAUCCCGGAAGGGGCCAAGGAGAGCGAAACCAGCGGCACAGGCGGUACCAGUGGCACCAGCAGCCCACCAGCCCCCUCCCGCUCUGUGCCUCGUAUCUCCCUUUCCCCAGGGCCUGUGCUUGAACCCGAAGCAUUGCACACUCCCACGCUCAUGACCACACCCUCCCUGACUCCUUUCACCCCCAGUCUGGUCUUCACCUACCCCAGCACACCGGAGCCCUGUGCCUCAGCCCACCGCAGGAGUAGCAGCAGCAGUGGGGACCCCUCUUCUGACCCCCUUGGCUCCCCAACCCUCCUGGCCUUAUGAGGCACUCCAGCCCCCACUCCCUGCGGGUGCUACCCUCACCAAUAUUUCCCUGCCCAUUGGUCCAGCUGGCCUGGACCAUAUCUCAUGUCCAACCCCAGCAGAUUCUUCUCCAUCCCUCCAGAUGAGACUGGGCAUAUUUUGCUUCCUGGUAGUGCCAGCUUGGGGCUACCAAAGCUGCCCCCUCUUUCUCUAGAGCUGGCCUCUCUAGCACAAUUUGCACUAAGUCAGAGACAAAGUGGUUCCUGUUUGUUGGAGAAAAUUCCGGGCAGCUCCCAAGGGACUUUGUAGAUUCUCAGAGGUCCUCUGGAGCCCUAAAUCCCUGCAGAUCACCCCUAUAGUCACCAUCACCCUCUUCCUGUGAUUCACCCAACCCUACCCCUGACAGGAGGUGAUGCUCUACCCGCCGAGAACACUAACUCACCCAGCCCCACUGCCAGCAGCACCAGGUUAUUGAACCAGGACACUCUGCCAGCCCCUCAUAAGUGGAACAGCUCAGGA
Molecule: messenger RNA, 2088 nt
Organism: Aethalodelphis obliquidens (Pacific white-sided dolphin)
Lineage: Eukaryota; Metazoa; Chordata; Mammalia; Artiodactyla; Delphinidae
Gene: FOSL1
Product: FOS like 1, AP-1 transcription factor subunit
Exons: 4
Coding region: 922-1590 (222 amino acids)
Biological process (GO): regulation of transcription by RNA polymerase II
Cellular component (GO): nucleus
Molecular function (GO): RNA polymerase II cis-regulatory region sequence-specific DNA binding; DNA-binding transcription factor activity, RNA polymerase II-specific
Source: RefSeq, a predicted model, not a curated record